GAAAAAGUACCUGUAGGCUCCAUCUAAGUAGUCAGUUUUAAAUUUUGGCAACUUGAGCUGCACAUUAGUGCACAGUAUGGAGACUAUACACCUUAUAUAGUCUCCAUUUUUUCCGUGAUUUGCAGUUUUCUUGCAACGUGUUUCGCUACAAUCAAUUCCAGCGUUGUAUUCUAGUUAUCCACAUGGCAUGAAAAUUCUUUCCGGAAAGUUUUGUUGAAUUUAAGUUGACAAUUGUUAAUUUUUGAUUUUUUUUUUAAAAUAAAAUUGUCCAAAAAGUUAACAUUUGUUUUUGUAAAGCUUGGGUACAUUCAAAAUCUUACCACUGAAAAUUUUGAAAUUUUGAACGCGAAUUCUGAAAAACAAAAUGUUUGCCAACCAUUCACUUACGCUUGAAUGUAUGGAAAUUCCAAAAAUCAGCUCAAAAGAAAUCAAUGUAACCGUUGUCGAAGAAUUAUUGAAUCAACCAGGAAACAAUGUCAACAUGAUAGUUUAUGACCAGGAUCGACCAUUCCCUAGUUAUACAACUCUUUUAUGCACGGCCGUGACGAACAGUGACGAGGAAUUAAUAGACUAUUUGAUUUAUCGACAAGCUAAUCUAGAUCAGGAUUCACUGUAUGGGAAUGAAAAUCCUUUGUAUUUAGCAGCCUUAAAAGGAGACACCAAAUUGUUCAAAAAAUUGUAUCACUUGGGUGCUAAUCUUCAUUCAAAGUCUGAAAUACGUUUGUCACCGUUAAUGAUAGCCGCUCGCUGUGGACACCUCGAAAUCAUAAAGUACCUCAUUGAACAGGGCUUAGAUGUGAAUAUAACCGAACCGGACUGUGGCUCUAGACUAUUGCACCACGCUGUUACUGGUUCGAACACUGAAUUAGUGGAAUUUUUGCUGGGAAAUAACGCGGAAAUUGACGCCAAGAAAAAUCAUGGCGAAACUCCACUCUUGUGUGCUAUCUCCUUCGAAAAUAUCAACAUUGUCAAAUUAUUAAUAGCGAGAGGAGCUGAUAUUAACACCCCUCGGAGCUCUAUUAGAAGAUCUACGGUAAUGCACGACGUUCAUCAUAAAAAAUCGAUUCUUAAAUAUUUACUGAGUUUAGACGAGCCGAUGACUGAUGUUAAUAUUCUCAACCAAGCGAGACAGACAAUUCUUCAUCAUCAAUUGUCAAGCUUCUACCCCUGCGCUGAAACUUGCAGCAUUAUUCUUAAUGCUGGCGUCGACGUUAACGCUCGAGAUUCAAAGGGUCAACUUGCUGUUAAUUGUGAAACGUUUUUUAAACAUCAUAACGAACAUUCCAUCCUUGAACGGCACAUUGUCAAGUUAAUAUCAGCCGGGUUAACAGUUUGUGAGGGAAAUCGACAAGCUGUUAAAAGAGGCUACCAUGAUUUGAGAAAAGUGUGUCUAAAUGAGCUCCAAAAAAUGAAAAUUGAUAAAGUCGGUGUAAGUAAUAUCACAUUUUUUGACGUUUUACAUAUGAGUUUGCAUAAUUUAGCGAUCCGCUUGAAGUUUGCGGGCUUGGAUCAAGUUAUCGAUGAACAAAAAUUAAACAUUGCGUAUCCGUUGUACGGAAGAAUGAUUUUUUAUAAAUUGUCCAAGAUUCGGCGAAGAAUAACAUACUUGGAAGAAAUCGAAGAAUUUGUUGAAGGAAUAUUAUGGGAUUUAGGACUUCCGUCGACUUUUAUCAGAGAAUUAUGGUCCUAUUUUACCAAUAUAGAGUUGAAGAAAUUAAUCUUACAUGAAAACAAUUAUUUUAUUAGGUUUUUGUAAUUUUACGUGUAAGAAUUUUUAAACA
Messenger RNA from Cotesia glomerata, 1781 nucleotides. RefSeq names its product putative ankyrin repeat protein RF_0381. Lineage: Eukaryota; Metazoa; Arthropoda; Insecta; Hymenoptera; Braconidae. Bases 365 to 1756 code for a protein of 463 amino acids. The record is from RefSeq and is a predicted model, not a curated record. Gene Ontology annotation, molecular function: protein binding. The transcript has 2 exons.